Molecule: messenger RNA, 1438 nt
Organism: Prorocentrum cordatum
Lineage: Eukaryota; Dinophyceae; Prorocentrales; Prorocentraceae
Source: the annotation of a GenBank genome assembly
GGUCUUGCUCGAGGUCCAGACCAUCGAAAGGCGCAUCGUGGAGAUUGGGCGUGAGCGCAGGAAUGACCCUGCGCUGGAGAAUCAGAUUUCCGCCUAUGUUGGCAGCUUGGCCCAGCAGGAGGUUCGGAGUGAACUUGCAACUGUGGGUCUUCGAUUGCGCGCUUCCGAGGCCGAAGUCGAGGCUUACCGCGAGAGCGUCGACGAGGACUUCGCUCGCGCCCGACAGUUCUUGCACGCCGAGCAGCAGGAGUACCAGCAACGCAUCGCCGAUGCUCGGCAUGAGGCGACUGUCCACAUCCAGGCAGAGCUCAACGAGUACGUGGUCGAGCGCGAUGCCGCACUUGCCACAGUCGGCGAGGUCCGCGUUGCUGAGUCGGUCAUAGCAGCAGCUGAGGCUUCUCUCGAAGUCAGGGCUGGUGAAACUGAGGAAGCACUUCGAGGCGAGGCCGCUGAGUUGCAUGGUGCCCGCGAUUGGCUGCAUGAUGAGCGGCAGCAGGCCGACGCAGAGGUCCGGCAUCAGCGAGGGCGCAACGCCGAGGACCACGCCCAGCUUCGCGAGGAGGCCCAGCAGCUCAAUCUGAAGUUGCAGGAAGUGUCCGAUAUUGCUGAGUUGGCUCUCCGCAGACUGGCGAUUCGGGCCCAAGCGCAUGGCGGUGGUCUUCGUGGAGAGCUUCGUGAGGCUGCUGUCCGAUGCGAGGCGGCCGAGGCCGAUGCGGCCAGGCAAGUUGCAGCAGCUCUGGCCGAUGCAGACGCCAGAGUGGCCGCUGCUCAACAUGCGAAGAUCGAGUACCAGCGCGGCGCUGAUUCGGCCAGGGUCAACUUCUUCGCCAGCCAGGCGCUCCAUCACACCGAGCGGGAUCGCUACUUGGACGAGAUCGCCGAGGUUCAGACGGAGGCCAGGGAGUUGCGGGCGGAGAAGGCCGCGCUAGCGGAGGCUGCCCAGGAGCUGUUCCAGCUGCAGUCCGCCGAGGUUCAAGGCGACGUGCAGCUUGGCGCGGAGGACGAGGACGAGGGUUUGGAUUUCGCGAGCCACGGCGUCGCUGGGGCGAUGCUAGCGCUCAUGGAGCAGAUGGCCGAGCAGCAGCGGGCAGGCGCCGAGGAGCAGCGCGCGCUGCUGGCCGGGCUUGCGCGCGCUCAGGAGAACUUGGCGGAGGCCCAGCGGGAGUCGGCCUCGAAGCUGAAGCCGGCGAAGCCAGUCCUGACAGCGUCCGACGCCGCGACCUUGAAGGUGCAGCUCGAGAAGUUCAAGAUCUACCAGAACGAGUCGCGCCAGGCGAGCAAGGCUAUUUGGAUUGAGGGCGCUCGGGCGAUUGCAGAGGGCACGGCGAAGAUCGAGAUGGAGGACUCGAUCGUGACCGAGGUGGGCGGCGAGGACGCGUGCCAGGCACUGCUGAAGGAGCGCUCCAACCCCAGGUGGGAGGCGAUCUGGAUCAAGCAC